GUAAAGCGAUCAUGGGUUCUUCUUCUAGAAAUCUUUAUGCAGGAAUCGGAGAAGGUCAAUCGACUUCCAGGCCACCGCUCUUUGAUGGCACCAACUACACUUAUUGAAAAGAGCGGAUGAGAAUUUAUAUCCGCUCAACCAACUUCCAGCUGUGGUUAGUCAUCAAAAACAGCGAAGAAACGCCAAUGAAGAAGGUCGGUGAAAAACUCGUCCCAAAGACCGAGGACGAAUUUAAUGCUGAAGACAUCAAAAAGUUGGAGAACUACGCCAAGGCAAUCAACAUGCUGUACUGCGCGGUCAACCCAGAUGAUUAUCGCAAGAUCUCUUGCUGCACCAUUGCCAAAGAAAUAUGGGACAAGCUGGAGGUCACAUAUGAAGAUAAUCAACGACCUUCACGCUCUCAAGAAGACUUACGCCAACAAGGAUCUUGUGAGAAAAUCCUGCGGAGCCUCACACCCGAAUGGAGAUCAAAGGCUGAUGCAAUCUACGAAUCCAUCGGAGUCUCAAAUGUCACCAUUGACGGGUUAAGAGGUAAUCUCAAAACUUAUGAAUCUACUAUUCUGACCCCGUCUUUGGAUGAACAAAAGAAGAAGGGAAUAGCGUUGAAAGCAACCAAGGAGACCGUGGAAGAAGUGUCAAGCAAUGACGACAACGAGUUCGGACUCAUCAUCAAUAAAUUCCACAAAUUCAUGAAGAAAGAAUUUGAAUGGAAAGGAAGAAAGCAUGACGGUCCCCCAAAGUGCUAUGGUUGUGGCGAGAUAGGCCACAUCAAGCCGAGGUGUCCAAAAGGCAAAAGCGGAAAGGACAAACCUAGCUUCAAAAAGCAACGUGCCUAUAUCUCAUGGGGUGGCAACUCCGGCGAUGAGUCAACUGAUCAAGAAGAGGAAGAAGCCGCCAACCUCUGUCUCAUGGCACACGAAGACCAUGUCGACGAAGUACAAGAGACCAAUGUUGCUACUGCACUCGUGCUGGCUUUGUUGUUCCUUCGAAGGUCACGCUUCUUCAACAACUGCAAGAUCCGAACAAUAGGACUUGCAAGAUCAACUUCAUUGAACAGGGAAGCUGGUUCCCUUAUGGAACCAGUGAUGAACCUCUGUCCCCUACUUCCUGUAGUUUAAGGAAAGUAGGAGAGGGUGUGAUGUGCUAGUUAGGAGGUGUGAUUUGGUGAUUGUGUGAUUGGCAGACCAGACCAGACCAAUGGCACUAAGGACAGUGCCAUACUUUAAGUGUGGGAGGGGUAGACUUGGUUGGCUUUAGGUUGUAAGCAUAUCCCCAUUCCCUCUAGACAGAGUAGGUUGCAUGCUCCCUUUAACCUUCAGUGAUGUGUGUGCUUCUUUCUGGACUUGGGAUUAAACCAAACCAUCAAUCAUGGUCUCCAAUUCUCAGCUAAGUUGUGGAGGACCAAGUAUAGGAAGGGAAAUGCUUCUUAGAAUGUCUGAAUGAAUAUUGCUUCUGGCU
Cuscuta campestris is the source of this 1458-nucleotide messenger RNA. Lineage: Eukaryota; Viridiplantae; Streptophyta; Magnoliopsida; Solanales; Convolvulaceae. The record is from the annotation of a GenBank genome assembly.